AUGCUUCUCUUUAUGAAAAUACUAUUACUGUACUUACUAACAAUUGUCUGCGCUGAUAAAGAGCGUGUAGCCGACGGAGCAACAUCUAGAAUCAAUCGCCAUCAUGAGGGCGAUCUUGAUCAUCACGCGGAUCAUCAAGCUGUCUUAGGUUCAAAGAAGAGUGCUGACGAAUUCGAUGAUCUUCCUCCAGCUGAAGCUAAAAGAAGGCUUCAAGUUAUUGCCAAUAACAUGGAUAUCAAUAAAGAUGGCUUCGUAGAUGCUUCAGAGCUCACAACAUGGAUUGAAAACUCAAUGCUAUCCCUAGACAACGAAGAGGUGGAAGAACGAUUAACGGAAAUAGACACGAACGGAGAUAAUCUGAUAACGUGGGCAGAAUAUGUAUCAGAUUCAUUCCCCGAAGAAGAUAUGAACAGUCUUGAUCCUGAUGAUCGUAAACUCCUUCAAGAGGACGAAAAAUAUUUCAAAAGUGCUGAUGUUGACAAAGACGGCAAAUUGAGCAGAGACGAAUUAGCAGCCUUUUUGAAUCCUGAGAAUUAUCCACAUAUGCAUCAAACCCUAGUUGAAGUUACUUUGUGGGAAAAGGACAUUAAUAAGGAUGGAGCUAUAGAUAUUGCAGAAUUUUUAGGAGAAAUGGCAGAGAACCCUCAGAAUGAAUGGCAUUCAGUCGAAAAGAACAGGUUUAUGUCUGAGUAUGACGAGAAUGGAGAUGGUGUUCUGAGAGGGGAUGAAAUACGCAAAUGGCUUAUUCCAGAUGCCAAAUCUGUCGCUGUUCAAGAAGCGAAGCAUUUGAUAAACGGAGCUGAUAAGGAUCAUGAUGGUAAACUAUCAAUUACGGAGAUAGUAGACGAACACAAACUGUUUGUGGGUUCUGAGGCGACAAACUAUGGUGAUGCACUUCAUCAAAUAUCUCAUAACGAGCUAUAA
Auanema sp. JU1783 is the source of this 924-nucleotide messenger RNA. Lineage: Eukaryota; Metazoa; Nematoda; Chromadorea; Rhabditida; Rhabditidae. The record is from the annotation of a GenBank genome assembly.